Messenger RNA from Fusarium pseudograminearum CS3096, 1059 nucleotides. RefSeq lists its product as uncharacterized. The transcript is spliced from 7 exons. The coding region runs from base 1 to 1059 and encodes 352 amino acids. The record is from RefSeq and is a predicted model, not a curated record. NCBI's taxonomy places the organism in Eukaryota, Fungi, Ascomycota, Sordariomycetes, Hypocreales, Nectriaceae.
AUGGCACUCGACAUCACAAGUAUUCCCAAUGCCAAGAAUAGCCAGAUCUGGGUUAUGAGCGCAUUUGGGAUUGCGAUUGGCCUCGCCAUGUUUGGGUUCUAUACAUAUAGAGCCUGCAGAAAGGAUUGCUUCAAAGAGAGACUGCCGGUCACCCUCUUUGUACCAACUCUACCGGUGUCCUUUCCAUUCGCAAUCCAUUACAGCUGUAGUAAAAGUGCCGUCAGAUGUAGUCGUGGUGACAAGGUUAGACAUUCAGCACCUGAUCACCCAGUUUUUAGUGCGCCCGGCCCCCUAAGCCCUCUGUUUUUCACUUUCUGCACCAUUAUAAUAUCCAUGGCUCAAUCAGAAGACUCCGACACGAUCGAACAUACGAAUAAUGACAAUCAGAAAACAACGGUAUGGGCGGCCAUCCUUUGCGUUGUCAUCAUCGUCAUCAUCGCCGCUAUAUGCAUCGUCCAUAGAAACAUCCGCGGACAGGCGAUUCGUCGGUCGAUAGAAGCGCAACUCCCGAGAUACAAUGUUAGUUCAGGCUUGGGGAAAGAUACUGUGGAAAGCAUGCCCAUCAUCAGGUUCGAUUCCAGACUACACUCCCAGCAGAUAGCCGCACCAGCGCGCGUGUACCUACCGCCAUUCGAUCAGACGAAACCUCGGAAGCAUGGUGCUCAGUUACUACCUCUACGAAAGUACUUCACUAUCCAGAAUAUAUGCCGCGAAUCGCCCAGGAGUGAUGGCGCCGGGGUACAACCGGGCGACUCUACGUCAACAGCCUGCUCGAUAUGCACCGAAGACUUUAUCGAGGGCGUGAAGCUUAGGAUGUUGCCUUGCAGACACUUGUAUCAUCCUCAGUGUAUAGAUCCGUGGUUAACGAAUCGAUCUCGCACUUGUCCUCUCUGGGAUCUCCGCACAAAAGACCCUGCAUCUGGUACCACCACAGUCUCUGGGCUUAGUGGUCUGGAACAGCAUCGUCGCAGGUUCCAAUUUCGCGCUUUGAUGGCCAUGUCGAAUGAGAUAAAUGCCUCAUACAGCAACGAGACAAAUGCGGUGAAUGUUGGAUCGUAA